Plasmodium falciparum 3D7 is the source of this 6798-nucleotide messenger RNA. RefSeq names its product erythrocyte membrane protein 1, PfEMP1. Gene Ontology annotation, cellular component: membrane. Lineage: Eukaryota; Apicomplexa; Aconoidasida; Haemosporida; Plasmodiidae. The record is from RefSeq and is a predicted model, not a curated record. Gene Ontology annotation, molecular function: host cell surface receptor binding.
AUGCCGCCUCUAGGUCGUCAGGUUGGUGGUAGUCCACAGGAUGAUGAUGCCAAAAAUAUGUUUGAUAGGAUAGGGAAAGACGUGUACGACCAAGUGAAAAAGGGUGUUGCUGAAACAUAUAAAGAGGCGUUGACAGGACAGUUGUCACUAGCAACACUUUUGGGUGUGGAAUCAGCUAGCACCACAGAUCCAUGCGGACUUGAUUAUAGUAAACUUAUUAGUGGUAGUGGUGUUGCUGCUCGCGGUCAUCCGUGCGGAAAUGAAAGUGUAAGUGAAAAACGUUUUUCUAAAGAACGUGUCGAUGAAUAUGAUGAGAAAAAAAUAAAAGAUAAUAAAGGUAAUAGAGGUAAUAAUGAAGGAGAGUGCGCUCCAUAUAGAAGGUUAUCUCUAUGUAACAAAAAUUUUCAAAAAAUCAAUAAUAUUGAUAGUGAUAAAGCUAGACAUAAUUUAUUGGUAGAUGUGUGUCUUGCAGCACACUAUGAAGGGGACUCAAUAAAAGCACAUCUUGAACAAUAUGAUGCAACAUAUCCUGGUUCUGGUUCUACAACAUGUACUGCACUUGCACGAAGUUUUGCAGAUAUAGGUGAUAUCGUUAGAGGAAGAGAUCUGUAUCGUGGUAAUAAAAAAAAAAUUAAAACAGAAACAGAAAGAGAUAAAUUAGAACAGAAAUUGAAAGAAAUUUUCAAGAACAUUAAGAAAGAGAAUAAUGAAAAACUUAAAUCCCUUACAGAUGACCAAAUUAGGGAAUAUUGGUGGACUGCGAAUCGGCACACCGUGUGGAAAGCCAUCACAUGUAAGGCGGACGCAAGUAGUGCAUAUUUUCAUGCAACGUGCAGUGAUAGUCAUCGUAGUGGAACUUUUUCUCAAGCUAAUAACUACUGCCGGUGUAACGGCGACCAGCCAGGUAACGACAAGGAAAAUAUCGAUCCCCCAACCUAUUUCGAUUAUGUGCCUCAAUAUUUGAGGUGGUUCGAGGAAUGGGCAGAAGACUUUUGUCGUAAAAAAAAACACAAAUUGAACGAUGCGAUACAAAAAUGUCGUGGAGAAGAUAAAUAUGGUAAGGAUCGAUAUUGUGAUCUUAAUGGAUAUGAUUGCGAAAAAACCAAAAGAGGAAGAAACAUGUAUCGUUGGGAUCACAAAUGUACUGGCUGUUUCCUUUCUUGCUCUCAUUUUAGAACAUGGAUAGAUAACCAAAAACUAGAAUUUCUAAAACAAAAAGAAAAAUAUACAAAUGAAAUAUCAGGUGGUAAAAGCAGGAAAAAACGAGCUGCACGUAGUAGUAGUAGUAGUAGUUAUGAUAAUGGAUAUGAAAAAAAAUUUUAUGACCAACUGAAAGCAGGUGGCUAUAAUGGUGUUAAUAGUUUUUUGGAUUUAUUAAGUAAAGAAAAAACAUGCAAAGAUAUUACUGACACAGAAGGAGGAAAAAUUGAUUUCAAAAACGUAAAUAGUGAUAAAAAUAGCUAUGACGAUGAUAGUAAUAAAACAUUUUCUCAUACAGAAUAUUGUCAAGCAUGUCCUCUAUGUGGGGUCAAACGUAAUGGUAGGAAAUGGGAAAGGAAAGAGGUUAUGAAGGAUUGUCCGCCUAUAAACCUUUAUAAGCCUAAAAAGGACGCAGAAGGUACUCUUAUUAAUUUCCUGUACAGUGGUGAUGAAACUAAUGAAAUUGCAAAAAAGCUAAAAGCGUUUUGCGCUCAAGCAAAUGGUGAUACAACAAAUGGUACUGGUGGUAAUGGUACUGGUGGUAGUGUUGCUGGAGGUACUGGCACUAGUGGUAGUAACGAAUUGUAUCAAAAAUGGAAAUGUUAUGAAAUUGACGAGCUGACGAAAGAUCAAAAAGAAGGGGGUGAGGAUGACCCAGUGUAUGACGAGGAUGUAAAAACUGGAGGCGGAUUAUGUAUAUUGGAAAACAAAAAUAAAAGCAAAGGAAGUCAAAGCAAUUCUCAAAAGGAACCUGAUGAAAUCCAAAAGACAUUCAAUCCUUUUUUUUACUAUUGGGUGGUACAUAUGUUAAAAGAUUCCAUACACUGGAGAACAAAAAAACUUGAUAAGUGUAUAAAUAACAGUAAUGAAUCAAAAGCAUGUAAAAACAAUAAUAAAUGUAAGGAUGAUUGUGGUUGUUUUUUAAAAUGGGUUGUACAAAAAAAAACCGAAUGGGAAAAUAUAAAAAAACAUUUUAAAAAGCAAAAAGAUAUUCCACCGGGAUUUACUCACGAUGAUGUUCUUGAAGGUGUUUUGGAGAAAGAGGUACUUUUGACAAGUAUUAAAGAGGGUUAUGGGAAUGAAAAGGACAUAAAACACAUUAAGAAACUGUUGGAUGAGGAAGAAGCAGCUGGUGUAACCGACAAUGAAAAUAAGACCACAAUUGAUAAAUUACUAAAACACGAAAAAGACGAAGCAGAUAAAUGCAAACAAAUUCAAGAAGAAUGCAAUAAACAAAAACAACAAGAACGAGGUGGCCCUGGAGGUCGUUCCGCCGACCCCUCACCACCUGCUGACCUCGACGAACACUCCUCAGACGAAGGUGAAGAAGACGACGACGACGACGAAGAAGAGGAAAACGCCAACGAGGAAACCGCAGAGGACGCCACAGAAGACACACAAGUGGAUGGGACAGAGGUCGUAGAAGAAACCGUCGCAGAGGUAACAGAGGUAACAGAGGUGAAGCCAUGUGAAAUAGUACAAAAACUAUUUACUAAUGGCGACCUACAAAACACUUUUAAAGAUGCGUGUGAACAAAAAUAUGGUUACCCACAACGACAUUGGGGGUGGAAAUGUAUAAGUGAUACAACCACUGGCAAAAGUGGUGAUAACACCGGUAGUAGUGGUGCUAUAUGUAUUCCCCCGAGACGUCGCAAACUAUAUAUAGGUAAAAUAAAGGAGUGGGCAAACAGUGGUAACACACAGGCGGCAGAACCACAGGAGGAUGGUAAGGCACAGACACCACAAGGUCAAACACCAUCACAAAGUGGUAAAGAGUCGUCACAAAGUCAGAAAUUGCGUGAGGCGUUCAUCCAAUCUGCUGCAAUAGAAACUUUUUUCCUAUGGGAUAGAUAUAAAAAGGUUAAAAAUAAGGAAAUAGCUGAAAAAAAACAACGAGAUAGUACAAACCCAUUUGGCUUCACCCAGUCAACAUCAGGUGGAAUGCAAGCAUUACCAGUUGGAGGAGCAGUACAGGGAGCACAAGCACAACUACCCGAUGGUGCCGGUGGUAGUGACCAAACUCCCGAAAAACAAUUGGCUGGUGGCAAAAUACCUGAGGUUUUCUUACGUCAGAUGUUUUAUACGUUAGGGGAUUAUAGAGAUAUAUGUGUGGGGAACACACCUAGUGGUAUAGAUACAAAUGAUAAAGAAAAUAUGCAAAAAAUACAAAAUAAAAUAAAAAGUGUUAUUGAAAAAAGUGAUUCCACACCUCGCACACCUGGUACCCACUCCCCAUCUAGUGGUACAACCCCUCAAGCCUUGUGGGAUAAAAUCUCCCCUUCUAUUUGGGAAGGAAUGUUAUGUGCUUUAACAUACAAAGAUGGCGGAGAGGGCAAAAAAAUAGAAAAGGUUAACGAUGCGAACGGCGACGACCUUUUCCAAAAACUGAAAGACAAAUACAGCGACUACAAGACAGUCACACUCGAAGAAGAUAAUACCUCCUCCGCCAUGUCUACCAGUCCCAGAACCUCCGAAACCACCUCAGCCUCUAGUGAUAACACCCCCACCCUCAACAACCCCAAAUUGAGUGAUUUCGUGUUACGCCCCCCCUACUUCCGAUACCUUGAAGAAUGGGGUCAAAAUUUUUGUAAAAAACGAACAGAGAUGUUGGAGAAGAUAAAGGAGGAAUGUCGCAGUGGCACAGGAGGUCAUGAAUAUUGUAGUGGGGAUGGACAUGAUUGUACGGAUAAUGAUCGUAAAUAUAAUAAAAUGAUUGCAGAUUUUCAUUGUCCAGGUUGUGCAAAAGAAUGUAUGAAAUAUAAAACAUGGAUAGGAAAAAAAUUCGAAGAAUUUAAGAAGCAAGAAAAUACAUAUAAAGUGGAACAUGGUAAAUUAACGAAUAAUAAUUGUAGUGGUAGUGAUAAUACAAAAUUUUGUCAACAAAUAAAAAAUAAUUCUUUUGAUAAAUUUUUGGAAUUAUUGAGACAUUGCAAAGAUGGUAAGGAUGAUACGGAUAAAGAUAAUGAAUUAAAUUUUAGUAAGCCUCUCCAAACCUUUUCUCGUUCAACGUAUUGUAAAGCGUGUCCUAUAUAUGGAGUUAAGUAUAAUAGGGGAACAUAUAGCGCUAUUAAUGAAAGUGAAUAUAUGAGCAAAAAUGGUAUUAGUGGAGAAAAUAAGAACGAUAAGAAACCUACGGAAAUUAAAGUACUUCUGUUAGGUCGGAAAGGAGAAGUUAGGAAUAAUGAUGAAGAACUUAAAGAACUUAAAGAAGUUUGUAAUAAUGCCGGUUUUGUUGAGGAUUAUAGUCUUCAAAAAUGGAACUGCCAAAAAAAGAAUGGAGUGGAUCAGUGUAAUCUUACAAAUUCUGUGGAUAAUAUAGAUGAUAGUGAUAAAAUUAUUCCGUUUAAUGUUUUUUUUCAGCGUUGGUUAAGAAAUUUUGUACACGAUUAUAAUAAAUUGAAACAGAAAAUUCAUCCAUGUAUAAAAAAUGAAGAUGGAAAGGAACAUAAAUGUAUUGAAGGAUGUAAAAAAAAAUGUGAAUGUGUAGAAAAAUGGUUAGAUAAAAAAUCUACAGAAUGGGAUGAAAUAAAAAAACAUUAUGAGAAACAUUCAAAAGAUCAUAAUGAAGGUAUUCCUCAUAGUGUUAAAGGUUAUCUUGUACAGGCACCGUUUAAGGAUGAAGUUCUCAAAGCUAUAAAACCUUGUGAUUUUGAUAACUUCAAGACUUCGUGUGGUCUUAAUGGCACUGAUAAUUCACAAAAUGGUAAUAAUAACGAUCUUGUUUUAUGUAUGAUUAAAAACCUUGAAAAAAAAAUUGAACAAUGCAAAAAGAAACACGACGAAAACAAAAAAACACCGUGUGAUCCAUUACCCCCUCUACCUGACGAAAACGAUGAAACCCUUGAAGAAAACCCAGUGGCGCAACCGAACAUUUGUCCGCAACUACCAGAGGAACCAAAAGAGACUUGUGAAGAAGCAGUCACUCCUAGUGAACCAAAAAAAGCGGAAGAAGAACCAGCAGCAGAACCCGAAGCCGUGCCCGAAGAAGAAGCACCGUUACCUCCACCUCCCCCUGCGGCCCCACCUCGUGAGAGCAAAGAAAAAGCAAAACCCCCCCCAAAACCUCGAAUCAAAACCCGUCAUGUAUUGGACCACCCCGCUGUCAUACCCGCCCUCAUGUCUUCUACCAUCAUGUGGAGUAUUGGCAUCGGUUUUGCUGCGUUCACUUAUUUUUUUCUAAAGAAAAAAACCAAAUCAUCUGUUGGAAAUUUAUUUCAAAUACUGCAAAUACCCAAAAGUAAUUAUGAUAUACCGACAAAACGUUCACCCAAUAGAUAUAUACCUUAUACUAGUGGUAAAUACAGAGGCAAACGGUACAUUUACCUUGAAGGAGAUAGUGGAACAGAUAGUGGUUACACCGAUCAUUAUAGUGAUAUUACUUCAUCUUCCGAAAGUGAAUAUGAAGAGAUGGAUAUCAAUGAUAUAUAUGCACCACGUGCUCCUAAAUAUAAAACGUUGAUAGAAGUGGUACUUGAACCUAGUGGUAACAACACAACAGCUAGUGGUAAAAACACACCUAGUGAUACACAAAAUGAUAUACCAACUAGUGAUACACCACCACCCAUUACUGAUGAUGAGUGGAAUACAUUGAAACAUGAUUUUAUAUCUCAAUAUUUACCAAAUACACAAAAUACGGAACCAAAUAUUUUACAUGAUAAUUUGGAUAAUAAUACCCAUCCCACCCCGUCACGUCAUACGUUGGACCAAAAACCUUUUAUUAUGUCUAUUCAUGAUAGGGAUUUAUAUAGUGGAGAAGAAAUUAGUUAUAAUAUUCAUAUGAGUACUAAUAGUAUGGAUGAUCCAAAAUAUGUAUCAAAUAAUGUAUAUUCUGGUAUCGAUUUAAUUAAUGACACAUUAAGUGGUAACAAACAUAUUGAUAUAUAUGAUGAAGUUUUGAAAAGAAAAGAAAACGAAUUAUUUGGAACAAAUUAUAAGAAAAAUACAUCAAACAAUAGUGUUACGAAAAAUAUUAAUAGUGAUCCUAUAGAUAAUCAGUUGAAUUUGUUUCAUACAUGGUUAGAUAGACAUAGAGAUAUGUGUGAACAAUGGAAUAAUAAAGAGGAACUAUUAGAUAAAUUGAAAGAAGAGUGGGAAAAUGAGACACAUAGUGGUAACAAACAUAGUGACAUACCUAGUGGUAAACUAAGUGAUACACCUAGUGAUAACAACAUACAUAGUGAUAUUCAUCCUAGUGAUAUACCUAGUGGUAAACAAAGUGAUAUACCUAGUGAUAACAACAUACAUAGUGACAUACCAUACGUGUUAAAUACUGAUGUUUCCAUACAAAUACAUAUGGAUAAUCCCAAAACUACAAAUGAGUUUACAUAUGUGGAUAGUAACCCCAACCAAGUGGAUGACACCUACGUGGAUAGUAACCCUGACAAUUCUUCCAUGGAUACUAUCUUGGACGAUCUGGAAAAAUAUAAUGAACCUUAUUAUGAUGUACAAGAUGAUAUUUAUUAUGAUGUAAAUGAUCAUGAUACAUCAACUGUGGAUAGUAAUGCUAUGGAUAUACCUAGCAAAGUACAAAUUGAAAUGGAUGUAAAUACCAAAUUGGUGAAAGAGAAAUAUCCUAUAGGAGAUGUGUGGGAUAUAUAA